Messenger RNA from Rattus norvegicus (Norway rat), 2751 nucleotides. Lineage: Eukaryota; Metazoa; Chordata; Mammalia; Rodentia; Muridae. The record is from RefSeq and is a predicted model, not a curated record.
GCUCUUGAAAGACCCACCCCAUGAGUCUUAACUCAGAGUUGCAACAGGCUUGAACAAGCCCAGGCACGCCCAGAUACCUAGGGCCGAGUCACCGUUAAAACUAACAGACCAUAAAAGGAAAGGAAUACAGAACAGACUAGGAGUACCGGAUCUGGCAGGAAGAGAUAAGUCCCUAGCCCCCUCCCCCCCGACAUUCAGGACGUCCCAGCCCGCACGUACUCUUACCAUGUUACAACCUCAUUCGAAUAUGAUUCAAACCUGCCAAUGUGUGUAGCUAUACCUUAUUACCUCAUCUUGUGAAAUAACCAAUCAUAUGUGAACAUGUCUAUAUGCUUCGUUUAAAUCCACCAAUCCCCGUAACUAUGCAUCUGCUUCUGUACGCCCGCUUCUGCUUCCCCAAACCCUAUAAAAGCCCCAUGCUGGAGCUGUUGGGCGCGCAAGUCCUCCGAAGAGACUGUGUGCCCGCAGGUACCUGUGUUUUCCAAUAAACCCUCUUGCUGAUUGCAUCCGAGUGGCCUCGGCUCGGUCAUUGGGCGCUUGGGGGUCUCCUCCUGAGGGAAAGGUCCUCUCCGGAGGUCUUUUCAUUUUGGGGGCUCGUCCGGGAUCUGGAGAUCCUCCGCCCAGAGAUCACCGACCACCCACCGGGAGGUAAGCCGGCCGGCAUCUGUCGUGUCUUGCCCUGUCUUGUCUUGUCUUGUCCUGUGCGCGUGUUCAGUUCGUCUCAGUUUUGGACUCAGAUCUGGGUUUUGGUCGGAGGAGAAGGCCCAGGGCCUUCGGUGUCUCAGGGUUCAGGACCCUCAGCGCCUCCGUUUGGGCGGGUCAGAGAAGGAGCUGACGAGCUUGGACUUCUCCCCCCGGCAGCCCUGGAAGACGUUCCAAGGGUGUCUGGAGCCCGGUUCUUUGGGGCUCAGCCCGUAUCGUGGCUUUGGUUGGAGGAGAGGGUCCAGGACCCUCGGCACCUCCAUCUGACUCUUUGUUUUGGGUUUUACGUCGAAGCCGCGCGGCGCGUCUGUCUGUUGUUUGUCUGAUCGUUGGAUUUGUCUGUCUAAUCUGUGCCCUAAUUUUCUUUGAAGCUACCAUGGGACAAUCGCUAACAACCCCCUUGAGUCUCACUCUAGACCAUUGGAAGGACGUCCGAGACCGAGCACGUGAUCAGUCGGUCGAGAUCAAGAAAGGAAAAUGGCAGACCCUCUGCACGUCCGAGUGGCCCACUUACGAUGUAGGAUGGCCGGUGAACGGCACUUUUAACAAGACCACUAUUUUGCAGGUUAAGGACCUGAUUUUCCGCCAGAAGCCGUACGGACACCCUGACCAGGUGGCCUACAUUGUCACCUGGGAGAGCUUGGCAUUUAGCCCUCCUCCUUGGGCAGAACCCUUUGUGGACCCGAAUUGGCUUCCUGUUUCCCCUAAACCUGUUUCCCCGAGCCCACCUGACCCUUUGGUUGCUUCUUCCUCUCUCUAUCCUGCUCUAACUAAGGAAGAAUCUCCCAAAGUCCCUCCCCCGAAACCUGUCCUCCCAGAGGACCCAAAUUCCCCCCUUAUAGAUCUCCUGUUGGAAGAACCUCCUCCGUACCCUGUACCUACAGCCCCGCCAAGAGAAGAGGAAGUGGAGCCGCCUGCUAGACCUCGACUCGAGGCGGCCCCUUCCCCUGUGGCUGGAAGACUUCGGGGACGACGCGAGGUGGCGCCAGACUCCACCUCCCAGGCCUUUCCGCUUAGACAAGGGGCUGGCGGCCAGAUGCAAUACUGGCCAUUCUCAGCGGCCGACAUAUAUAACUGGAAACAACACAACCCCCCCUUUUCUAAGGAUCCGGUGGCUCUCACCAACCUGAUAGAAUCUGUCUUGCUUACCCAUCAGCCCACUUGGGAUGAUAUACAGCAACUUUUACAGGCCCUCCUGACCUCUGAGGAGAAGCAGAGAGUGCUCUUAGAGGCCAGGAAACAUGUUUUGGGGGACAAUGGACGCCCCACCUUGCUCCCGGAAGAGAUCGAUGAUGCAUUCCCACUUACAAGACCUGAUUGGGAUUUCACCACGGCUGAAGGUAGGAGACACCUACGCCUUUAUCGCCAGUUGCUCCUAGCGGGUCUCCGAGGGGCGGCACGACGCCCCACCAAUUUGGCUCAGGUGAAACAAGUGGUACAAGAGGCUGCGGAGACUCCCUCAGCCUUCCUAGAGAGACUUAAGGAAGCUUAUCGCAUGUAUACCCCUUAUGAUCCAGAUGAUCCAGGACAAAUGACAAAUGUCUCCAUGUCCUUCAUCUGGCAGGCAGCACCAGAUAUCAGGGCCAAGCUACAGAGAAUAGAAAAUUUACAAGGGUAUACACUGCAGGAUUUACUUAAGGAGGCAGAAAGAAUUUAUAACAAGAGAGAGACACAAGAAGAAAAGGAAGAUAGAGUACGUAGAGAAAAGGAUGAGAGAGACCGAAAAAGAAGCAGAGAGUUGAGUCGAAUCUUGGCCGCCGUAGUUCAGGGUCAAGAGAAAAGGGGAGAGAGGGUGGGAGUUCGAAAGGGGCCAAAGCUAGAUAAGGAUCAAUGUGCGUAUUGCAAAGAAAGAGGACACUGGGCCAGAGAUUGCCCUAAGAAACCCAGCGGGCUCCGAAGACCCCGCCCACAGACCUCCCUCUUGGCCCUAGAUAAAGAUUAGGGAGGUCAGGGCCAGGAGCCCCCCCCUGAGCCCAGGAUAACUCUUGAAGUUGGGGGGCAGCCAGUCACCUUUCUGGUGGACACAGGAGCCCAGCACUCAGUCCUCAC